AUGGACCACGCGGUGAAGGCGAUGUCGGCGCGCGGCUGGUGGGCGCGGCUGGUCGCGCGGCGCCGCUUCGAGUCCGCCGAGCUCGAGGAGCUGUACGCGCGCUACGCGUGCAAGCUGCAGCGCGCCUCCGUCGGCUCCGCGCUGGCGCUGUGGGCGCUGCUCGCCGCAUCCCUCGCCGCCGCCGACGCCACCCGCGGCUGGGGCGCCGCGCCGCAGGUGGGAAUACUGAGCGCGCACGCUGUGCUGUGCGCCGCUCUGGCGUGGUGGUGCGGGCGCUCGGGUGGCGCGGCGCCGGAGCGGCGUCUCCCGCGUGCCUGCUGGCUGGCGCUGGCUGGUGGGGCGGCGGCCCUGGCCGCCACGCUGCCCUGCUGGGGCCCAGGCGCGCCUGCCGAGGGCGCCACGCACGUGGUUUGGGCGGUGUUCGCCGCCUACGCCCUGCUGCCGGUCGGUGCGCCCGUCGCCGCUGUGUUUGGCAUCCUGCUACCGACGGUGCACACAAUCGCCGCGGCGUUGGUGGCCUACCGCUUCCCGUACCAUGUCUGGCAGCAGAUGGUGGCCAACGUCGUGGUCUUCGUGUGCGUGAACGUGGUGGGUGCUUUGAUGCACUCGCUGAUGGAGACCGCGCAGAGGCGCGCCUUCCUCGACACCCGCAACUGCAUCGCCGCCCGCCUGGACAUGGAGGACGAAAACGAAAAGCUGGAACGGCUGCUCUUGUCCGUGCUGCCGCAGCACGUGGCCAUGGAGAUGAAGAACGACAUCAUCUCGCCGGUGGAGGGCCAGUUCCACAAGAUCUACAUACAGAAACACGAACAAGUCAGUAUACUUUUCGCGGACAUCGUUGGCUUCACUGUGCUCGCAUCGCAGUGCAGUGCCCAGGAAUUGGUGCGUCUUCUCAACGAGCUUUUUGGGCGAUUCGACCAGCUAGCUAAUGAUAAUCACUGCCUCCGCAUCAAAAUCCUGGGCGAUUGCUACUACUGCGUGUCGGGGCUGCCCGAGCCGCGCUCCGACCACGCGCGCUGCACCGUCGAGAUGGGGCUGGACAUGAUCGACGCCAUCGCAUCAGUAGUGGAGGCGACGGACGUGCAGUUGAACAUGCGCGUGGGCAUUCACACGGGGCGCGUGCUGUGCGGCGUACUGGGUCUGCGCAAGUGGCAGUACGACGUAUGGUCCAAUGACGUCACGCUCGCCAACAACAUGGAGGCCGGGGAGAGCCUGGCCGUGUGCACGGACCACUCCGUGCAAACCUACUUCAUUAUACCGCCGCCGAGACGACGAAAAAUGUGCUUAUCAGCCGGCGUAGGUCUUGGCUCGGGGUCGCGUCGCAAGCUGUCAUUCAAGAACGUGUCCAACGUUGUGGUGCAACUCCUGCACUCGAUCAAAUUCAACGUUGACGUCCCGUUCUCCAACAUGGCCGCCUCGCCACAGGAGCUCAAGGCCAAUGCCGCUAGGAAGGUGCUGGACUUGCGGCGCGCGCUGCACGCGGAGCCGGGCUCGGCGGAGGCGCUGCGCCUGGCCGCGCUGCGCGGCGACGACGUGAGCGCCGCGUCCGCCGCCCCCGCAGCCCCCGCGGCCCCCGCCGCCGCCCCGCACCACCACACCUUCGACGCAGUCAUGCAGCACCACGCCCUGCGCACGCACCCCACGGUCGCCCCCACAGCCACGCACCCAAUUCGAGCGAACGCACCCGCGCCAUAUCUGUGCGCCAAACUUAAAUGCACCUCCGAAUUUCUUCCGAGUCGCGGUGCCUUACGACGCAGCUCGAUCGGCCAAUUGAACUGUCCGAUGUCAUUGCAGAAUAAAGUGACGGAGAAGUUCAAGAGGCCGUUGAAAAAGCGCCACUCGUCCGUGUACCACCAGCCCACCAACCGCGUGAACAAGUACUUGGCGCAGGCGAUAGACGCGCGCUCAGUGCACCGAGAGAAGGCGACGCACGUCCAUCUGCUGACGCUCUGCUUCAAGGACGCUGAAAAGGAGGCGCAGUACCGCGCGUCGACGGACGGCGGGUGGGCGGGCUCGCUGGGCGCGGCGCUGUUCUCGCUGGCGGCGGGCGGCGCGCUGCAGGCGGCCGUGCUGCCGCGCACCACCAUCCUGCUGCUGCUGUUCGUCACCGCGUUCGCGUGGUCGGCCGCCGUGCUGGCGCUGACGCUCGCAGCGCGCCUCCGACUGGUGCCGUGCGACGUGUCGCGCCCGUUCGCGCUGCGCAACGCGAUCACCACGUUCACCGUGGUGCUGGGCUACGCGGUGGGGCAGGUCAACGUCGUGACGUGCCGCGAGAUGGACGUGUGCCGCAACCUGACGGAGGGCGCGGGCGCGGCGGAGGCGCGCUCGGCGGCGCUGUGGGGCGGCGGCGACCACCGCGCGUGCCCCGUGCCGCUGUACAUCGCGCUCGGCUGCUGCCUCAGCGUGCUCACCGUGGCCGCCUUCCUGCGGCUGCCGAUCCUGGUGAAGGGCGCGCUGCUCGCGCUCAUGACGGCCGGCUACGUCGCCGUGAUGCUCGCCUACCACCGCGACCUGUUCGACUGCUACGACAUGAUGACCGAGGUCGGCGCGGUGGGGUCGGCGUGCGCGUCGUGCCUUUGGACGCUGCUGUUGGCGUUAGGGGUGCUGCUGCACGCGCGCCAGACUGAGUGGACAGCCCGCCUCGACUUCCUGUGGCAAGCGCAGGCGCGCGACGAGAAGCGCGAUAUGGACGCACUGCAGGCAUCUAACAGGAGAAUCUUGUUCAAUCUGCUCCCGGCGCACGUAGCGACUCAUUUCUUGGACAAUCAGUUCCGAACUAACAUGGACCUGUACCACCAGUCGUACCAGCGCGUCGGCGUAGUCUUCGCCUCCAUCACCAACUACCACGAGUUCUACAUGGAGCUGGACGGGAACAACCAGGGCAUGGAGUGUCUGCGGCUGCUCAACGAAAUCAUUGCGGACUUCGACGAGCUGUUAGGCGAGGAUCGUUUUAGUCCGAUAGAUAAAAUCAAAACCGUUGGAUCCACGUACAUGGCGGCCGUGGGUUUAAUACCGGAUAAAAAAAUGACAGAUGAUCCCAGCACCAGAAAACAUAUGGCGACCCUAGUGGAAUUUGUCUUCGCGAUGCGCGACAAACUUAAAGACAUCAAUGAUAACUCGUACAACAACUUUAUGCUGCGUGUUGGUAUUAAUGUCGGCCCGGUAGUGGCCGGUGUCAUCGGCGCACGGAAGCCGCAGUACGACAUUUGGGGCAACACGGUGAACGUCGCUUCGCGAAUGGACUCCACCGGUCUGCCGAACCACACCCAAGUCACCGAGGAGGUGUUCCAAGUCCUGAAGGACAUGCCGUACCAGUUCGUGUGCAGGGGCAAAGUGAAGGUCAAGGGCAAGGGCGAGAUGACGACGUACUUUCUGACCGACCGGGCGCCGGACAACGGGAGCGCUCACAAUCCGACCAACAGCCAGCCUCAGAACCCGCCGAGCACGUACGGCGGCGUCGCUACGCCCCUGGCGAUGCUGCAGAACUCCGCUAGGCGGGCGGCGGCCCAGCCCCGACUGCCGCCGCUGCGGGAGUCGACGGGCGCGGGGGAGAGCGAGCCCCUGCUCCCGUCCAACGGCCACCAGAGCAACGGCAACAACCACAAGGGAACCAAAGGCCGUCGCGGUAAGGAGCAGGAGGAGGCGCCGCCGUCGCCGCCGCCCCACGGCGUCUCCGGCAAUCCAAGAUGGCCGCCGCCGCGCGCCCUGGUGCCGCCCUGGCCGCGGCCGCAGGAGCAACGGCCGCCGGUCGCCCACAAGCGGCGGCCGCCCACCAGGCUGCCGAGGCCGAGGUCCAGCGAGAGCCUGCCGCUGGCGCGCAGCCCGCGCGUCCACUCGUCGGCCGACGAGCUCAGCUCGCUCACGCGCUCGCCCAGCCUCAGCUCGUCCGACGAGAGCUACUCGCGCACCACGGACGCGUCCCCGUCCCCGCCCCGGCCCGCGCCCUGGCUGCCCCCGCCCAGGGCGGCGCGCAACGAGCACGCGCCCGCCUACGACUACCCGGCCGCGCGGCCCAACAAGCCGAACGCGAGCAUCCUAAACGAAAUCUACGCGAAACACAAGAUAGCGAAGAAGCCCGUCCUAGAGGAUAAGAUCCUCGACGACAUCGGCUAUCAGAAGGAUGAGGAGAAGCUGCAUAGGAGCAUCCUGAACAUGCUUCAGACGUCCGCGAAACGCGACGGUUGCAGCCAGACCGACAAAAAGGACGUGGCCGGUCGGUUGGCGCCUAGGACCAGUUCGUUCUCGAGUUCGGGCAGCAGACCGAGCAACUUGAAGCAUUUGAACCAUGACAGUAGAGAGGUUUUCACCAAGAGGAGUCCGACGGACGUGGCAUGCGUGCCGCCAUUCGAGAGAGAGAUACAAAGGCUGCUAGACGACAAGAAUAUUAUUAUGAAUAAUGCAGUAAAGAACGAAAGAAAGGAUCUGAAUCUUGAAUUAAGCCGCGGCCCGCACCCGCCGCCGGAGGGCGCGCGCGGCGCGAACAACAACAGCAGCCCGCUGCACGCGGUGGGCCUGGCGGCGAUAGCGCAGCUCGCCCGCCGCGAGCCCAGCCCCGCGCCCGCCCACUUCCCCGGCGUGCUGCCCACCGACGUGGUGGUGCGGCUGCCCUCGCCGGAACGCCAGCGGGGUGGGAGUAACGAUAGAAAAAUUGACAGUUCAACCAAAGAAAAACCGGACAGCGAAGCUCAGGACAGAACUCACAACCGGAAGGGCGGCCCGAGCCAGCGGGAGAUGGCGCUGUACGGCGAGAGCCAGUCGGAGUGGAGCUCGUCGUGCUCGGAGGGCGAGGGCGAGGGCGGGGGCGCGCAGCCGGAGAGCACCGGCUACACCACCGACGACCCGGCGCUCGAGAACGUGUCCAUGCUGAACGAGGCGGGCCUCACGGACGCCGAGGCGGCGCUCAGCGACGUCAACUCGUGCUACUUCGACCGCGACGAGGACGCCUCCUCGCGCGCCUCCUCGCGGCUGCUCGACUCCGAGGCGCUCGUGUCGCUCGAGAGCCUCAGCGCGAUUUACGACUCGGACGAGCCGGCGCACAGGUACCUCGCCAACAUCCGCACCGUCAGCGAGUGCAUCACGCGCAACUUCGGCCAGCCCGCCCACGUCACGGACGCCGAGAGCGACGUG
Molecule: messenger RNA, 5127 nt
Organism: Iphiclides podalirius (scarce swallowtail)
Lineage: Eukaryota; Metazoa; Arthropoda; Insecta; Lepidoptera; Papilionidae
Source: the annotation of a GenBank genome assembly